CUUAGUGUAAGUCGUAUCGUCGGUCAGGGUUGUCACGCUCAACCCAAUCGCUCGCUCAUCGCGCUGGGUGUCGUCGUCUAUCUUCACAUUGGCAUUUCUAGCUUCGUACACGGCUGUUGUAGGUAGGAAGUUACAGUGACUGCCAAGAUAAGGUGCCCACUUGCUUGUUAUCACGCAAGUUAUCGAAAAUCCAGGUACAUUGCGGUGAGAAUCAAGAUAACACACCUACUGACUGAGCAGUAAGUGGAGGCAGAGGGCUUGAUAUCGUCGUUAGAAUCCAUCAGUGUUGAUACGGCAGCCCGCAAACGACAACGACGACGAAGGCGACGAUGCGACGACUGCUGGUACCUAUGACAUAGUCGUGUGUUGCAUAAUCGAAAGUAAGAAGACGCGUGCGCGAGAAUUGCAGAGGCAUUUCUAUAUAGUGUGUAAUAGAAAUCCCUGCACCGUCUCCGUCAACGUCUAGCAGCCUGUCGAGCCGAGACAGGACAGGACACUACACCACACGGCCAUUUAUUCUGCUUGGAGUAAAGUAGGUCUGUGACAGUAAGAAAAAACCCGAACAAGUGCAUGAAAGUGAAUUAUACGGCUACGAGUUUGGCCACCGCUGGUUGGCUUGAAGCUGUUUGCAGUAUUACUACUGUGAAGGACAACUAGCCGGGUCUAGGCGUGAAAACCGGGAACAGGUGUCCGGUUUUUAAAGCUACCCUGGCAGUGAUUUGCAUCAACGACAAUACGCAUCACUGAAAGCUUUCCCUGCAUCAGCUGUUGAUGUCCGGUUCGUGAAGGUGAUCACGAGUGGGCACCAGACACACACCAGUAUUUCCUAGCGAGAAGAACGACGCGAGAACCAACCUCAACGGAAAAAUCCAGGCGCCAUGCCUCACCGGAAUCCGUCAAGCGCGCAACGUAGGCCAACCACUGGGGCUACGUUCGAAACCUGAAGGCUGUGUUAAGAAGAAUUGUCGCUAUCGAAGUUAUUAGCGAAAUGAAGUUCUAGCAUUAGGUUUAUAGUGAAGUUAUAUAACAUUUGUGAAAUCAGCUGUCGAAAUUUUCCAAGAAUCUAAAAGCGUUGGAGCGGGUGCGAAAAACGUCUCCAAAAGUGUCCAUUCCGGAAAUCGUGUAGAAAACGUGAUCGAGUAUCGGAAAGUAGCUGUUUGAACAGCAGAGCAGAAAAUGCUGAAUUCCAUUUCGAAGCAUCUGCUGCACUGCGCGUUGCUCAUCACGUUGCUUAUAUUUUUCGAAGUGUUUUCCGGCGGAAUAAAAGUCAACGAGAACAGCUUUGUGUCGGUGGAUCCUUGGGAAGAGUAUGGCACGAUACCGACCAUUCUGCUGUACACGUUACGGUUGCUUACAUUCCUCACGUUGCCCCAGGUGCUGUUCAACUUCUUCGGCCUGGUGUUCUACAAUGCCUUCCCGGAGAAGGUAGUACUGAAAGGGUCGCCCCUGUUGGCGCCCUUCAUCUGCAUUCGGGUCGUAACCCGAGGUGACUAUCCCGAUCUAGUCAAAUCGAACGUCAUGCGAAAUAUGAACACCUGUUUGGAUACAGGGUUGGAAAAUUUCCUCAUCGAAGUCGUUACCGAUAAACCGGUGAAUCUGCAGAAGCAUCGCCGAACACGGGAGAUUGUCGUCCCGAAAGAUUACAAAACCAAAACCGGUGCACUGUUCAAAUCGCGAGCUCUGCAGUAUUGCUUAGAAGACAGCGUAAAUGUACUUAACAAUAACGAUUGGGUGGUGCAUUUGGACGAGGAAACGCUGCUGACCGAAAACAGCGUUCGUGGAAUCAUCAAUUUCGUGCUGGAUGGAAAGCAUCCCUUCGGACAAGGACUGAUUACUUAUGCCAACGAGAAUGUGGUGAACUGGCUCACGACGUUGGCAGACAGCUUCCGCGUGUCGGAUGAUAUGGGCAAGCUGCGAUUGCAGUUCAAAAUGUUCCAUAAACCGUUCUUCAGCUGGAAGGGUAGCUACGUGGUUACUCAGGUCCACGCUGAGAAGGAAGUCUCGUUCGACAACGGGAUCGAUGGAUCAGUCGCCGAAGAUUGUUUCUUCGCGAUGCGCGCCUUCGCCAAGGGAUACACGUUCAACUUUAUCGAAGGCGAAAUGUACGAAAAAUCUCCGUUCACGCUGCUGGAUUUCCUGCAACAGCGGAAACGUUGGCUCCAGGGAAUCCUGCUCGUCGUCCACUCGCACACCAUUCCUCUGCGGAACAAGUUCUUGCUGGGCAUUAGCGUUUACUCGUGGGUCACGAUGCCCCUGUCCACGUCGAAUAUGAUCUUCGCCGGUCUGUAUCCGAUUCCGUGUCCGAACGUGGUGGACUUUUUGUGCGCCUUCAUUGCCGGGUUUAACAUUUACAUGUACGUUUUCGGAGUGAUCAAAUCGUUUUCGCUGUACCGUUUUGGUGUAGUGAAAUUUUUCGCUUGUGUUCUCGGGGCCCUGUGCACCAUUCCGAUCAAUGUAAUCAUUGAAAACGUGGCCGUUAUCUGGGGGCUCGUUGGCAAGAAGCACAAAUUUUACGUGGUGCAAAAGGACGUCCGGGCGCUUGUUACGGUUUAAUGCGGGAAUUACGUUUGGAUAAGCUUUAUCGGUUUAAUAUAUUGGUAGGCACAUUUCCUCUCGAUUGUGGUAAAAAACGGGCCAUGUUCGACGAACUACUUCAUUACGCUGUCGGAAAGUAGGCUUCUAGGGACCCAUAACUUUUUGCGUAUGCGGAAAAGUAGAAUUAGUGAGUUAGCUGUUUAUCAUGAACAUGUAUAUUUUAUAGCUCUUUUAUAGUAUUUUGCUUUUCUGAUACACCAGGGAAAGCUUACGUAUACUUUAAGUAACGAAAGUCAUGUUGCUUUGUUAUCUAAGAAAAUGACGAAUUAGAUGUUUCUGGAACGAAUGGUUUUCGUUUUACUUCACUUUUCUACUUAGUUGGAAUAGUAUUAAUUUAAGAAAAAGUGUCAGGAGAAGGGAGUUGCUUCAAAUCAGGAGAUUUUCAUUGUUAUUUAUUUUUGUGUAUAUUUUCUUGUAGCGAUAUUUUGCCGUGAUAGACAUUUUACGUGUAAAGUUAUUAUAUUUGAGAACUAUGUUCUCCAAAGUGUAGAAUAUGUAAUUGGCAUUUCCUCCUGGUCGUUUACGGAAAGCUGGGAGUACGCUCCCGAUAUAAGUAUUCACAUUCAAAUGCUACACCAUCGUCAUUAACAGGUUAUCGUUUACUCAAAGCACUCUCAUUGGGUUAUUCAUUAAAUGUUGUUUGCAUCGCUUAACGUUCCAUAAAAUAGUCUCUCUUCGGUAUGUAGACGAGAAAAUCACGUAAAACAAAAACUCGCAUCACAAUGGACAAAACUACUUACAAACAUUAUGUUUCAAUGCGCAAAAAAUAGAACAAUUGCUGCUGCAUUACUAGAACAGAAACUUGAAACCGAAAAUUUAAAGCAGAACGUAGAUAACUUACACACAUUUAAUCGAAAUUGAUAGCAGAUCAAAAACAACCUACGUCCACACAUGUUGUUCAUUAUCUAUUUAAUAAUAUAGCAAUGAUGGCAAAAGAUAAAUAUAAAAACGGAAACAAAAAAAAUCAAAAAACUGAACUGCAUGAAAUCUAGUUAAUAAUCGCUACUAUACCAUUGAUUGGAAGAAAUAAUAGUAAAGCAAACUCACACAAAACUAAAAACCAGCAAACAGAAAUUAUUCCAGUAUCGGUAGUGUUUUAGGCUUAAGGAAUGUUUCUAUAUAUUUUUCUAUGGAAACAGCCAUUUGAUAUGAACGGAAUAACGUAAUAACGAUGAGUACCAUCAUCGGAUCGUUUGUAUGUUUUGUCACGCGAAGGAUAGUUUUUCUUGCGCUCCUUGCAUAUGAUCUUAUCUUUGUUUGAUUUUCUUCUACCAAUUCUACGAAAUGAUAACAGCGCAACGGUGAUUAAUUCUCCAGUAGAUGCAUUACUAUGCACUACUUAUCAAAUCUGGUGUUCCUCAGAAUGAAAAGUGACACAUUUUAUUACCAAUGGCUUCUAAUUUAGUAUCUUAUUUACCAAAAAAUUCAAGUAGUGUGAUGUAGCUCACUGGACGAUAUUGUUCUCAGUGCUUUCUAAUAUCUAUUGAUUGAACUCGAAGAUCUGUUCCUACUGAUAAAAAAGAGUACUAUGGUAGUAUCAUUUGACAAAGCCUUUGUUUUUAGUUUUUCCUUUUCGAAGCGUGACAUAAUGUACAGACAAUUCGUCCCGAAUGCAGGAUUAUUCGACACAACAACAUAGAUGAUAUAAAACAAUUGAUUCUACCUGUAAUUGAAUUUCAGAUACAUAUUAAUAAAAACAUAUAAUUAAAGCA
This is a messenger RNA of Aedes aegypti (yellow fever mosquito), 4307 nucleotides long. RefSeq names its product beta-1,4-mannosyltransferase egh. The transcript has 4 exons. The coding region runs from base 1177 to 2553 and encodes 458 amino acids. Gene Ontology annotation, cellular component: cytoplasm. NCBI's taxonomy places the organism in Eukaryota, Metazoa, Arthropoda, Insecta, Diptera, Culicidae. The record is from RefSeq and is a predicted model, not a curated record. Gene Ontology annotation, molecular function: beta-1,4-mannosyltransferase activity.